CGGAGCUGGGGAGGGGGCUCGCUGGGCCAGGGGAGGGGGCUAGGGGCCUCGAAGGGCUCGGGAGCACGACGGCGAGCCAUGGCUCUGGGGCUACAGCGCGCCAGGUCGAGCACCGAGCUGCGCAAGGAAAAGUCCCGGGAUGCGGCCCGCAGCCGGCGCAGCCAGGAGACCGAGGUGCUGUACCAGCUGGCGCACACGCUGCCCUUCGCGCGCGGAGUCAGCGCCCACCUGGACAAGGCCUCCAUCAUGCGCCUCACCAUCAGCUACCUGCGCAUGCACCGCCUCUGUGCUGCAGGGGAGUGGAACCAGGUGGGAGCAGGGGGCGAAGCUCUGGAUGCCUGCUACCUGAAGGCCCUGGAGGGCUUCGUCAUGGUGCUCACUGCCGAGGGAGACAUGGCUUACCUGUCGGAGAAUGUCAGCAAACACCUGGGCCUCAGUCAGCUGGAGCUCAUUGGACACAGUAUCUUUGAUUUCAUCCAUCCCUGUGACCAAGAGGAGCUACAGGAUGCCCUGACCCCCCGGCAGAGCCUGUCCAAAAAGAAGCCGGAGGCCCCCACCGAGCGCUGCUUCUCCUUGCGUAUGAAGAGCACCCUCACCGGCCGCGGGCGCACCCUCAACCUCAAGGCGGCCACCUGGAAGGUGCUGCACUGCUCUGGACACAUGAGAGCUUACAAGCCUCCUGCACAGACGUCCCCAGCAGGAAGCCCCAACUUGGAGCCCCCCCUGCAAUGCCUGGUGCUCAUCUGUGAAGCCAUCCCCCACCCGGGCAGCCUGGAGCCCCCACUGGGCCGGGGGGCCUUCCUCAGCCGCCACAGCCUGGACAUGAAGUUCACCUACUGUGAUGAGAGGAUCGCAGACGUUGCCGGCUACAGCCCCAGUGACCUGAUCGGCUGCUCGGCCUACGAGUACAUUCACGCUCUGGACUCGGACGCCGUUGGCCAGAGCAUCCACACCUUGCUGAGCAAGGGCCAGGCAGUAACGGGGCAGUAUCGCUUCCUGGCCCGGAGUGGUGGCUAUCUGUGGACCCAGACCCAGGCCACAGUGGUUUCAGGGGGCCGGGGUCCCCAGUCUGAGAGUAUCGUCUGCGUCCACUUCCUAAUCAGCCGGGUGGAAGAGACCGGAGUGGUGCUGUCCCUGGAGCAGACGGAGAGACACUCUCGCAGACCCAUUCAGCGGGGCACCCCCUCCCAGAAGGAUGCCCCUAAUUUCCGGGACAGCCUUGAUGCCUCUGGUGCCCGGAUCCUGGCCUUCCUGCACCCCCCCGCACUGAGCGAGGCCACCCUGGCCGCUGACCCCCGGCGCUUCUGCAGCCCCGAACUCCGUCGCCUCCUGGCACCCAUCCUGGAUGGGACUUCAGGAGCCACCACCCCCAGUGCACCCCCAGCCACACAGCGGCCCCAAAGUCCUCUUCCGGCUGAUCUCCCAGAUGGACCUCACUUGAACAUGGAGAACACGCACAAACUCGUGGCUUCAGGGAAGGACCUUGAGUCUGUGGAGUCGGAUCUAGAUGUAGCUCAGGACGUCGAUGGUCUGGAUCUGGAGAUGCUGGCCCCCUACAUCUCCAUGGAUGAUGACUUCCAGCUCAGCUCCAGCGAGCAGCGGCCCAGGGCCUUCCACAGACCUCCAGGCGCUGUCCUCCGGCCCCGUGCUCGGAGCUUCCAUGGCCUGUCGCCCCCAGCCCCUGAGCCCUCCCUGCUGCCCCGCUGGGGGAGUGACCCUCGGCUGAGCUGCUCCAGCCCUUCCAGAGGGGACCCCUUGGCGCCCUCCCCCACGGCUGGGGCUCGGAAGAGGACCCUGGCUCGGAGCGCAGAGGACGAAGCCGAGGGCGUGGAGCUGCUAGGAGUGAGACCCCCCAAAUGGUCCCCCAGCCCAGAAGCCGAAAACUUCCUGCUGCCUCCCCUCAGCCUGAGCUUCCUUCUGACCGGAGGGCCAGCCCCAGGGAGCCAGCAGGACGCCAGCACCCACCUCCUGGGAUUGCGUGAGCCCCUGCGCCUAGGCCCCUCGCUGCUCUCUCUCUACCCAGAUGAGGACACAGCCGAGCCCAGGAGCCACUUCCAGGCAGCAGCAGGCUUGGCCCAGGCCAACUGAGCCAGCCCCUCUCCCUUCUACUCCCCAGAAAGGACCUCAACCACACUCCAUGCCGGCAGCCAAUGCACAGGAUGGGGGCACCAGGAGAGGGGUUCCCUUUCUCCUCUCAGCGGCCCCUGCCCACCUUGGGCCUACCUCAGCCCUAGCCCCUCUGCCCCCCAUGUCUGGGGACUUUGGGGUGGUCUCAGCUCAGUGACCUCUGGGAGGGGGCCCCUGGAGCCCUCCUCCUCCUUCUCUCAGGACUUCCCUUGGAGUUCUCAAUACUGGUGACCUCAUCCCUUUCUCCGACUCUCCUGGCUUGAUUUUUGGGUGACUCGGAGUGGGGGACAUUGGGGUUCAGAUCUGUGUUUCUGGCCUCUGGGGAGUAUUGAUAACCAUAGUCACAUUUCUUUUCCAUCCAUCUUUUAUUAUUUUUUUGUUGUUGUUGAUUUCAUGAUAGGUUUUGAAUCACUAUGAAUGGCCUGGGGUCCGUAAGAAUGCGGAACUCUGAUCUCCCCUCCUCCCUGCGGUGGUGGGGGGAGCUCUGGGGCAGACCUCACCCCCAGCAACUUCUUAUCAGUCUCUUAGCCUUCCAAGUGGCCAACCCUCUCUGCCUGCUCCUCCAAUGGGGACUUUUGCUGCCCCAGCCUUGCCUGGACACUGGUUUUAUUUCCGGGGGUAGCCUCCAGCUUCCUCUGCUCCCAGACCAGGCAACCUCCUGCUCUCUGUGGUUCUAGACCACACAACUUCUGACCUGCUCUUCUAGCCUGCCCCUCUCCCAACACAUCCUCCAAACCUGAUUCCAGACCUCACACCUCCAGGGCUGUCUCUUUUUGUACCUCCAUGGUCUCCCAAGUUGUCUGGUUCUAGGUCUCACAGCUUCAGAGCUGACACCCACCGGAGCCCUCCAGUUCUAGCAUUCACUCUGACUUCCUCUGGUUCUAGACCUUUCUCUGUAAAUAAGUCUCCCUUGUACCAGAUGUCACAUGCUCUGACUCCUGCUGAUUCCAGCUCUUACAACCAGCAACUGCCUCUGACUCUGGACCCCAAAACCCAGGCUUCGUAUUGGGUCUAGUCUUCCUGAUCUGGAAUACGCCUGGCUCCAAUUCCAGACUUCCUAAUUUCUGAAUCGUUUUGGUGGUACGUGUCACAAUGCCCAGCUCCUUCCUUUUCAACUUUUACCCUCAAGACUUGUUUUUCCCAUCAAAAAGAAGUAAAGUGAGUGGUAUGUAAAUCUUCUAACCAUUAUAGUACUUUCAGGCCAGACUCUGUGCUCUAGGUCUCUUCUGCUCUAGACCUCGUGACCGCCACCAUCCACUGGUUCGAGACCACACAGCCUUUAGAACUUGCAGUUCCCAGGACCCUCUGAUUCCCGAUCUGCUGAUAUCAUUUCUCUCUGAUUCUUGAACUUGGCUUCAGAAGUCUUCCUAUUCCAGAACUUACCCUAUCAAUUCCCUUGGUUCUAGACCUCACAAUCUCCAGUUUGCUCUCCAGAUCUUAUGACUCCAAAUUACUCUAGAUUUAGAACUCAGCAUUCAGACUUCUGAUUAUAUAGAGCUUGCCUUUACAAAUUUUUCUGGUUCUCGACCCUGUAGGGGUAAUGCCCAGCUCCUGAUUUUAGGUCUUGUGACUCCCAAAAUCUCUCUAGUUCUAGAACUCAUCCUCACAGUUUUUCAAAUUCUAUUCUUAUUCUAUAAAUUCCUCUGAUUCUAGGCCUCACAGCCUCCAACUGUCUCUGAUUUCAGAUCCAAAUUCUUUUGGUCCAAGAACUCAGCCUCCAGGUGCUUCUGAUUCUAGAAUCUGGAUGUCACCCUCUGGAUUCCUCUGGUUCAGAAUCUUAUGACCCUUGACUUUCUGAUUCCAGACCCCAUCCUAACUUUAUUCUGGGCUUCCUACACUACCCAGCUUGCCGCAGUUCCUCCUCUAUCUGUAGUCUUCCCAUUCCAGGUCCCUCGCUAGUGGACCUCAUGCUCAAGCCUCGCUAUCCCUACAGUUUCACUAUCUUGGAAUCCCCCUCCUCCCCGCCCUCAGCUCUCCAGGGAUGCACUUACCUUUACUUUACCCCAGGUACCUGGGGGACCUGGGUCUCCCUUAAAAUCCAGGAGACUUCCCCAGCCGCACAGACACACGCACAGCCCUAUCUGCAUAUCACAGGUGGGGAGAGAGGCCAGGACUCCUCAGAACUCCUGCCACCACCUGUGUGUCGCUUACCCUCCAACCCUGUUUCUACGAUGGUGCUACUCUUGGGUCUCCCACACGAAAAGCGCCCCCCUCCCCCGCCAGCCCAAUCCAUCCCCUUUUUGGAAGGCACUUCUCACUCUCUUUUGUCAUGGGAUGGCCUAUCCAGACUGGUGCUAUGGGGAAGAAGGGUCAGGUCGCUCCUUCCCUCGGGGGUGACCUGGGCUCUUAAUGGAGGGAGCUGGGCUGGGCUGGGUUGGGAAGGGAAAGGGACUGGACCAGCCGCUCAGGCUCUGAAACCCAUUAAUCUCUAUACCACGAUAAAGACCUCGCCUUGGUAGGCACCAGA
Mustela erminea (ermine) is the source of this 4594-nucleotide messenger RNA. RefSeq names its product hypoxia inducible factor 3 subunit alpha (gene HIF3A). Gene Ontology annotation, biological process: regulation of transcription by RNA polymerase II; cellular response to hypoxia. The record is from RefSeq and is a predicted model, not a curated record. The transcript has 15 exons. Lineage: Eukaryota; Metazoa; Chordata; Mammalia; Carnivora; Mustelidae. The coding region runs from base 79 to 2088 and encodes 669 amino acids. Gene Ontology annotation, molecular function: RNA polymerase II transcription regulatory region sequence-specific DNA binding; DNA-binding transcription factor activity, RNA polymerase II-specific; protein dimerization activity.